Danio rerio (zebrafish) is the source of this 977-nucleotide messenger RNA. It is a transcript of the gene sdc2, whose product is annotated as syndecan 2. NCBI's taxonomy places the organism in Eukaryota, Metazoa, Chordata, Actinopteri, Cypriniformes, Danionidae. The record is from RefSeq and is marked provisional. Gene Ontology annotation, cellular component: membrane.
AGUAAGACUCCAGCGGCGGCUCUUCAGCGGAGCUCCACACACACUCUCGCCCACAGACACGCGUUAAAUCCGCCUUUUCCACCGGAGACUCGACGGAAAACACAGCGAGCGCGACCUAUUUUCCCUCCGAGCAGCGCGGAGGAAUAACGCGGCCGGAGAGAGCAACACGUAUCCGGUGGGAUUUGAGUCCUGAGAGGCGAGAGUUUGGCCAGAAGUGGAAACAGACGCGAUUUUCCGCUUUCACGAGCGAAGACUGAGGAAUUAUGAGGAACCUUUGGAUGAUUUUAACCCUCGGCUUGACAGCCUUUCUCUCCGGGGAGCGGAUAUCAGUGUCUGCGGCCAAAUCUCCCUCCACGACAGACGACCUGUACCUGGAGGAGGCUGGAUCUGGAGGAUACCCUGAAGAUGAUGAUGAUUUCAGCUCCGGAUCGGGAUCAGGAGCCGGAGAGGUUAUUGAAGAUCCCGUCACAGUAAACACACUGUUCUUCGUGCCUAAAGCAGAGCCCACGCAGGACUCCACCAAAGACUUCACACCGAAAGUGGAGACAGUGACGUCACAAGACGCCCCCAAAGACUCGAAGAAACGCAGGAUAGAGGUUGCAGUUCCCGUCACAGAAGACUCUCGCAGAAACCCUGUCACCAGCACCACCAGCAUCCCUCGACCUCCCAUGGAUCCCCAAGACGUCCAGUCAGAAAAUCUUUUCCAGAGGACAGAAGUUCUGGCAGCUGUGAUUGCAGGAGGAGUGAUCGGCUUCCUCUUCGCCAUCUUCCUCAUCCUCCUGCUGGUUUACCGCAUGAGAAAGAAGGACGAGGGCAGCUACGAUCUGGGAGAGAGGAAACCGUCCGGAGCGGCCUAUCAGAAAGCUCCCACCAAGGAGUUUUACGCAUAAAAUGACUUCAAUAUCAGUGACUACGACAAACUCCUUCUGCAUUAUUAAAAGAAAUGAUUGAGGAAAAAAUAAAUAACAUUAAGGAAA